Molecule: messenger RNA, 582 nt
Organism: Moesziomyces aphidis
Lineage: Eukaryota; Fungi; Basidiomycota; Ustilaginomycetes; Ustilaginales; Ustilaginaceae
Source: the annotation of a GenBank genome assembly
AUGCGGACUCACGGCGGCACCUCGAGCGGCACCUCGGGCGGCAGCGGCAGGGAGAGGGAGAAGACUGCUCAAAAGUGCCUGCGCACACGUGCUUUGGUUGGGUUCAAGACAGGUGUCAAGGGCGCUUUGGGCUGUGCUGGACCUUUGCAAGGGCUGUCGGGUGGCGGAGGCCGAGAAGAACGUGAGCGGGGCGGCGCGGAAGGACGGAAGAGGGUCGGUUUGAAAGCUGGGAAGGACUCAGGGCCGCCGCCCCGCAGCAGUGAACCCGACGCGGUCUCGACCUCGCCGAGCGAUGUACAGCAGACGCCUCGCAUCUUUCCCCUUUGGGCUGCGUGCAUAACGCACCCGCUGCCGGUAGCAGCUGGCGGGCCCGCCGGUCAGGUUGACGUCGCGUCCUUCUUCUCGCUUCCUUGCGAUGCCAGUCCCGCUUUACGCCCGGCUUGGAUGCGGUUCAACAUCGGCCAAGGUGUUGUAAGGCACCUUGUAUCGCCGGCCGAUGGCAUGGAGCGUCCGCCGUACCUUGCGUUCUUCUCGGACGACACGCCGUCCACUUCCUAUGUCGGAACCUCGUCUCCACCCUGA